UGUUGUACACGGGAGAGAACCUUGGCAGAGCAGCUGCCCCCUCAUGCUGUGUUCACGCUGACCCCUCCCACCCGGAGCCCCAGCCCAUGUGGCACCAGGCACCCUGGCCCUUCUCAGUGCCUUUCGGGAUCCUUUUCCUGCUUGCUCUGGGGCUUGUGCCCUCAUGGCCCUUGUUUAGUUCCAGGAGGGUACGACUGCCUCCUGAGGGCCAGGCCUGGUCAUGCUCUGAGCUCCCCAGAGCCUCAGUGUCACCUGAGGAGACAGACUCCUCUUAAAGGUCAACAGCAGACAAAGGAGCCACUGACCUGGAGCCAACGCUUUAGCCUCACGCUACAUCUCACGUUCCAGCAGAGCGAGAAUUUCCCAAGUCUUUCCAGGAGGAUGUAAAUCUCAUCUACUGGGACAGGAGACAAGCAGGGGCACGUCCCUUCUGCACACAGUGAGUCGCCUUCCGUCCUGAGCUCUUCUUGCCCUGCGACUGUCUUCCCUACUUUUCCUUUUGAUGUUUCUGCAAAAGCCAGAUUUGUUUUGGCCCUGACCUAUUUUAUCGUGGAGAACACGACACCCAAAUUGCUUUGCUUGUGUCUUUUGCCACCUCAGUCAGAAACUGUGAAGUCCCCAGGAACGUCCAGCAAGUCCGUGACCUGCGUGUGCCCCAGAUCAGUAGGAGGAAGGAACUCAGAAGUGGUUCGCUUUCUAAACUGAUCAGAGUCUUUAAGAGAAACCAGAGCCUGAGGCCCUGACUCAGCAGGGAUCUGGUAGUAGCCGGGUUCCUGUGGAUCAGGUGUGAGGCUUGGGGAACUUCCAGCCAACACAGGGGGACAGGUGCCUGGUGUACCAGAGGGGACACAGGGGGCUCAGAUGUGCAGCAGGAGGGGGUUGUGUCAAUUCCUGCCUGCAUGGGGCAGGUCUCAGGCGAGUGGUGAGGUAUGUUUGGCGUGUGGCAAUUAUCAGGGGGAGCAGUGACCACCCUGCUGACCCAUGGGCAUUUCGAUGCUGUGGAGGUGAAGCAACGUGGGUGAGAGCAUUAGACAGGUGGCAGCUGGGGCUGUCAGGGCGGAGAGUCUUCCUGCCCUGGAGCUCCCCUACAGAUAUGCUGAAGAGCGAUUUCUUAAACACAUGUCUUUUUUCACAAUCCACCAGGAAAGGACAAGCCCUCCUGAGUUGUUGACGCUUUCUCCCAGGUAGCCCACAGCCUUCAUGAACCCCCAGGACAGGGUGAGGGCCUUCUGACCUGACAUCCCCCAGGGCUGUCUGGGGCCUGCGCUUUGGAGGGAGGUGGGACCAGCCUCCCCCCUACUCCAAUGCACUGAUCCAGUUUCUCCAGGGACACAAGGAAGGCAGUCUUUUCUACAGAGUUAGAACCUGUCCCACUCAGGGAGGCCCAAGGAUCCCAGAAGGGUUGGGAGACAGGUGUGCAGGGCUGUGUGAGGGGACUUGGGAGCUGGUGGAUGUGUAGGCUGGGGGUCCUGGAGUGUGCUGUGUGGGGUGUGUGCCUACCUUCCCUGUAUCUCAGCCCCUGGCCUGGCCCGACCCUCAGUGCAGGGAAUUUCCUGGUCAGCUCAGGAACAAGGGAUGAAAUGACAACCAGGACCCUGCCAACCCAAACUCCUCUGUCUCCCAGGGCCUCCCUCCCUGGUGGAUCAGCUGGGAGUGGCCCAGGGAGAUCUGGGCAGCUAUGGUUUCAACUAAAGGGCUGUGGCCAGGUCAAUCCACAGCCGACUCUGACAACUGACAGAGACAAUCCCCAAAGAGCCCAGUCCUCUGGUGCCUGGGACAAACCCAGGAUGGGCGGCACAUGGCCGCUCCCACCCCUCCAAAACCCUGUACUCCCUGCCUGAGCACCCAUUUUGCAGGCACGGUGGGUGAGAAUUCCCUCCUGGCCUGGAGGCCUGACUCCGGCUGAUGGGUUUUCCUUUAGGGAAUCAGGAGUCCUGUGCUGGCUUGUGGACGGGGACAAGCCCACAUGGUGGCAGGCUCAGCUCACCUGCAACAGAGAGCUUCCAGGUGUGUGGAUCCUGUUGGACAUGCCCCACAUCAAGAGCUGCCAACACCACACACUCUCUCAGCGCCGCCCCACCGCCCCAUGCCUCCCUGGGCCGGGCUGGCUGUUUCCCAGAGGCUGCCGGGGCUCACCCCCCAGAUGAGUGCAAACAACGGCACCGCCGUGGAGGAGUUUGUCCUGCAGAGCUUCUCGGAGGAGCCUGGGCCGCGCAUUCUCUUCCUGGCCGUGUUCCUCCUCCUUUACCUGGGGGCUCUUGCAGGGAACGCCCUCAUUGUCACCGCCAUCAGCCUGCACCCAGGCCUCCAUACCCCAAUGUACUUCUUUCUCACCAACCUGGCCAUUUUAGACAUCGUCUGCACCUCUACGGUUGUCCCCAAAUUGCUGGAGAACCUGGCGCUCAAGGGUGGCACCAUCACCUACCAGGGCUGCAUGACCCAACUCUUCUUCCUGACCUGGACUUUAGGGGCGGAGCUCCUGCUGCUGACGGUCAUGGCCUAUGACCGCUACGUGGCCAUCUGCCGCCCGCUGCACUACAGCAGGCUGAUGGGCCGGCGGGUCUGUGCUCUGCUGGCAGGCAGCGUGUGGGCAAUAACUGUGGCCAACACUUCUGUGCACACAGGGCUUUUGACAAGGCUGACGUUCUGCGGCCGCAAUCAGAUCCAGCAUUUUCUCUGUGAAAUCCCCACGCUGCUGCUGCUCUCCUGCAGCCCGACCACCCUGAACAACGUCAUGAUGGUCCUGGCGGACAUGUACUUUGGAGUGGUCAACUUUCUGCUCACCCUGGCGUCCUACGCCUACAUCAUCGCCAGCAUCGUGCGCAUGCGCUCCGCCACGGGCAGGCAGCGGGCCUUCUCUACUUGCUCCUCCCACCUCUUGGUGGUCACCUUGUACUACUCCACCGUCAUCUACACCUACAUCCUCCCGGGCUCUGGCUCCUCCCUGGAAAACGGCAAAGUGGUUGCCGUGCUGUACACGGCAGUCAGCCCCACCCUGAACCCCCUCAUCUACUCUCUGCGGAACAAGGAUGUCAAAGUGGCCCUCGGGAAGGUGUUAUCCUGCAUCUGUGGCCGGCAUGGACCUUGCAGGCUCACGGGGUGAUUUGAUAGUAAGGCGCGGAGAGUCUGAAGUGAGAAUCAAAGAGCAAGAAGGAAGUUAGUGUGAUACACUUAGGUGAUAUGCGCUGUCCGGCAGGAACUGCCGGUUUUCCAGGUGGCUCUGAACUAAGCAUUCCAAGGCCCUAAGGGUGGAUGCUGUCAGGGCUGCAGGAGGAAGGCAGCAGGGGAGACCCAGCAGGGGCAGGAGGAAGAGCAGGAUGCGGGCCGGGUGGCCCCCCUCCAGCACCUUGCGGACUGGUUUUCCCAGCACCUGGCACCUGGAAACUUGCCUGUGGGGUGCUGCUGGCCCCUUCCCAUUCCAGAGCUGGGCUCCAGCGGUGAGGGAGUGCCCAGAGUCUGGCUGGCCCAGUGUGAACACUGCCUGGCACAUUCUGGCGUGGGCAGGUCCCUGUAUCCUGCUCUGGGCCACGUCACCCAGAGCCUGAUUCUCCCACCAGACUCCUGUUGGUGGGAGGUCCUGGUUCUGGCACCACAGAGACUGUGACACGUGGUGGCAUCCAGCCUUCCACCUAAGGACCUGCAGCAAGAGGGGCGCUUCUACUUAUUUUUCUCCUUUCAGAAAAGGGCACAUUCAUCCUUCUACCAGGAGACAUUGCCAGGGCAGGAAAGGGUUGUUUUUGCUUCUUCGCACAGAGCACUGCGGCAUUAUGUUAGGGGCCCCUUUCCUCCUCAGUCUCCUCGUUGUUAUUUGUCCCACCCUCUGUGCUGGCCCCUGAGAAUUGGUGUUCUGCAUGGCUUCAUGCGAGCCCCUCCUUUUCUUUAAGCCCAUAAUAAAAGCUGCAUUUCUUCUUAA
Phacochoerus africanus (Common warthog) is the source of this 3913-nucleotide messenger RNA. RefSeq names its product olfactory receptor 13A1-like. Gene Ontology annotation, molecular function: olfactory receptor activity; G protein-coupled receptor activity. The coding region runs from base 1967 to 3103 and encodes 378 amino acids. Gene Ontology annotation, cellular component: membrane. The transcript has 2 exons. Gene Ontology annotation, biological process: G protein-coupled receptor signaling pathway. Lineage: Eukaryota; Metazoa; Chordata; Mammalia; Artiodactyla; Suidae. The record is from RefSeq and is a predicted model, not a curated record.